Molecule: messenger RNA, 1115 nt
Organism: Ipomoea triloba (trilobed morning glory)
Lineage: Eukaryota; Viridiplantae; Streptophyta; Magnoliopsida; Solanales; Convolvulaceae
Product: ras-related protein RABF2b-like
Exons: 8
Coding region: 166-777 (203 amino acids)
Molecular function (GO): GTP binding; GTPase activity
Source: RefSeq, a predicted model, not a curated record
CUUCUUCCUCCGAAAAAUAAGCAUUACAACUGUCAACGGCGGGCGAGGCAGGGUUGAAAUAUACCUUUCUCCUUUCGCUUCACAAUUAUACCUCCUUCAUCAUCUUCUUCUUCUCCUUCUUGUCUACUCAACUCCCUGAAAUUCUAAAGUGAAUCGAUCAGAGGCAUGGCCACCGCCGGAAACAAGAACAUGAACGCCAAGCUGGUGCUCCUAGGAGAUGUUGGAGCUGGAAAAUCUAGUCUGGUAUUGCGUUUUGUUAAAGGACAAUUUAUUGAAUUCCAGGAAUCUACUAUAGGAGCUGCUUUUUUCUCACAAACAGUGGCAGUGAAUGAUGCAACUGUGAAAUUUGAAAUAUGGGACACAGCAGGUCAAGAGAGGUACCACAGUUUAGCUCCAAUGUACUAUAGAGGAGCUGCAGCUGCCGUAAUUGUGUAUGACAUAACAAAUCAAGAAUCCUUUGAACGAGCUAAAAAAUGGGUCCAGGAACUUCAGGCACAAGGUAACCAGAACAUGGUUAUGGCACUUGCUGGAAAUAAAGCGGACUUGUUAGAUGCAAGAAAGGUUGAACCUGAGGAAGCACAAAAAUAUGCAGAGGAAAAUGGCCUUUUCUUUAUGGAGACGUCUGCAAAAACUGCAACCAAUGUCAAUGACGUUUUCUAUGAAAUAGCAAAGAAACUGCCCCGUCUGCAGCCUGCACCAAAUCCAUCGGGCAUGGUUCUUAUGGAUAGAUCUGCUCAAAGAGCCACCGCUACUACUACCACUUCUUGUUGCGGUUAACUUCCAUUAUCAUCUGCGCAGCGGAGAAAUGCACCCUGGUUGGCCUGCUCUGUAUCUAUAUUCUUAUGUUUGGUUAAAUAUAAUGAGUUGUGUUGUCAACUCCUGCACAGGAAUUUGCUUAAGAGUGUUGCAUUGGCCUUUCAUGAAUUCUAAUUCUACACAGUCAUAACUCUCCAGUGAUUUCUUUAUGUAUUCAUACAAAAUCUGUCAGAAGUUCCUUGAAAAGUUAAAAAUCCAGUGUUAUUUGCCAAUCAUUAUACCAUGAUCCACUUUGUAAGAUAAAUUAUUUGAUAUAUUACCAAAUACUGAACAUUCAGUGACAAGUUUCACUUCUGUGA